UACUCGUGGGCUCGCACAGUCCACGAGCAAUAGUCGUACGUGUUCAUCCCUCUGUCUAAUCGACACUAGGCGUUUGUGCAGGAAACUAAAAACCAAUAGAAAAAGAAUAAUAUCAAUGGCUGCAGUUGCUGAGGAUACGGUGCCAACCAUGCACCGAGGAUUAUCAAAUUGGUGGACCGAGGAGACCGAGUACGUUUUCCAAAGAAUCGAACGAUGGGCGGCUUUCGCUCGAGGAUACAACCGCCUCAGAUCCCAAAGAUAUUCCCGAGGGCGUUUGACGAUGACGGAAGAACCAGUCGAACCCGGAUGGAACAUAUCAGCGAAUAAGCUGGUGGUGGAUGAAUGCGAUUCCUGGAAUCCUCGAUUUCAUAAUUUGCAACGAUCACGGCGUAGGAAAUCCAGACCUGAAGAAGCGCGAAUCAACUGCUGUGGAACGUUUAACUAUCAGUCAAACAAUAAACUGGACAGUCCGUGUUUGGAAACGUACAGAUACGAUCACAGCAUAUACUUCAAAACAAUCGGUGACAUCCGUGGGAGUGAUAGAAAUCGUAAGUGCUCUUUACGUCGCUCGGAAAGCCCUGCUGCGAAUAGUUCAGAAUCACCUGAUACGAGCGACCACGAAGAACCGUUAGAGUUCAGAGGUCCAGAGAAGACGAUAGCAGAAAUUGAAUGCCAUCGAUACGAUGACGAAGAUGAUGAAAAUGACGACAACGAAUUGGAUACCGAUGUAUACGAAUUUCUGCGGCAGGAUGCAGAAGCCGAAGGUGUAGAAGAGUCCUCAGGAUUUGGAGGAACGGAUUUGCUGCAUUUGCAGGAUCUUAACGAUAAACAAAAAUUGAAAUCAUCUCGCACUACGCAAGUAUGGCCUAUCGUCGAUUUAACGCAACUUAAUUUGAAAACAAACGAAAAUAUUCUUGACUCCGUUGAAAAAGAAAUCUACAGCAAUCAUACUUUCGAUGAAAAAAACCAUCUAAAAGACGAGGCUAAUCGUGAUAACAAUGAAAAUAAUAUUGUCAAUAAUAACAACAACGAUAACAAACGGAAUUUCUGCGAUAAAAGUAUCAACCAAACGAACUGUGGAACUUUUACCAUUCUUGAUAACUUUGACGGGACCACGACGGAGAGAAAAUUGGAUCAUCAUUUGUUAUCGCUGAGGAAACUGCAGGCAGGAAGCAAAAGAUUGGGUUCAAUCUGAUGGUCAGUCCAGUGGGAGUCACAGCAAUGGCGACGAUGAACUUUCGAUGACGCUCGGUUGAUCCAUUCAUGCAACACGUCGCGUUCCAGUAAAAUGAUUCUAUUAUUGACCACUGUCUAAUUAUUUUGUGCACAGCUUUUCGUCAAGUUUAAAGAUGAAAGAAAUCUACAAACUCUCUUCUGCUAUUUCCCUUAUUGUAACUCAAAAUGAUACCAGAUUCUAUUAGUACUGAACAUGUCCGAAUAAAAAUGGGAAUGAAUUUUCAAAA
Molecule: messenger RNA, 1463 nt
Organism: Athalia rosae (coleseed sawfly)
Lineage: Eukaryota; Metazoa; Arthropoda; Insecta; Hymenoptera; Athaliidae
Exons: 2
Coding region: 116-1195 (359 amino acids)
Source: RefSeq, a predicted model, not a curated record